This is a messenger RNA of Erythranthe guttata (spotted monkey flower), 1129 nucleotides long. RefSeq names its product Surfeit locus protein 2 (SURF2). The record is from RefSeq and is a predicted model, not a curated record. NCBI's taxonomy places the organism in Eukaryota, Viridiplantae, Streptophyta, Magnoliopsida, Lamiales, Phrymaceae.
CGAGUGUGAAGUGAGUAUCCGACCGUUAUUGUACGCUGCUGCUUGCCCUAAAACAACCGAGGUUAGAGCGAUGGGGAAGAAGAAAGGAGAUGAAAACCCUAAGCCAAGUGAGAAUGAAGAAGGCCGCAAUUUACUGGGGUCACCGAAAUUCAAGAAGCUGGAGAACGGCCGGUUCAAAUGCGUAGAGACCGGUCACGAGCUGCCAGCCCACGCCAGAGACUCCUACGCCGACUCCAAGCACUGUCGGCUUGGUCUCAUCGACUCCGCCCUUUCCCGCAAUAAGCCUCCUCUCAAUAUGUUCCAACAGGACCCCGUUUCUCGUUCUAAGUUAAUAUGCAGAUUAACUGGAGAUACUAUUAAUAAGUCGGAGGAGCAUAUAUGGAAGCACAUCAACGGGAAGCGUUUUCUCAACAUGUUAGAAAAAAAGGAGGCUGAAAACGAGAUACCAAACGGAACAAUAAUGGAGCAAGACAAGGUAAAAGAAAAGAAGAAAAAGCAGAAAAAUGCAGAUGGUGGUUUGAUUAAGAAGAAAAAGAAGACUGUGAAAGAGGAGAAACCUGUUGAAGAAAUAAUCAAUGAAGUUAGGGAUUCUACAGAGAAGAGUAGUGAUUCAGAAAAAGAAGCCGACUUCUGGAUGCCUCCUGCCGGGGAAAGGUGGGACCAUGAUGAUGGUGGUGAAAGAUGGGGCUCUGAUUCAGACACCGAUGAAGCUGCUGAAGAAGGGGCCGAGGAUGAAGAAGUCAUGCAUGAAGCUGCGGAGCUAUCCAAAAAGGCCAAGCGGAUGUCCUUAGAAAUUGGACCUAGUAGUUUUGCAUCAAGGAAGAAGAAAAAGAAGACCAAUGUUGAUAAUGUGUAGCAACUUAGCUCCAAAGUCGAAGCAUGUCUCUUCACAUUUACGCUGCUGGAUAAUGGGCUUAAAUCAUCUGAAGAAAGAGUGUAGAAGGAUCUCUGUCAUUUGUUCUUGCCUUUUUUUUCAGACAAAUACUGUUUGUUUUAACUUUUAAAUAUGAAGAAAUAUAUUUAUAGUUUCUCUUUCUGAAGUAAUUUUGGUUUCAGUAAGCUAAUUUAUUUUCUUAUGAGAGCCUUUAUGCGAAACCUUAAUAAUUAAUGUAAGCAAUUAUUUCAUUUU